Dichomitus squalens LYAD-421 SS1 is the source of this 1404-nucleotide messenger RNA. RefSeq lists its product as uncharacterized. The transcript has 10 exons. Gene Ontology annotation, molecular function: arginyl-tRNA--protein transferase activity. The record is from RefSeq and is a predicted model, not a curated record. NCBI's taxonomy places the organism in Eukaryota, Fungi, Basidiomycota, Agaricomycetes, Polyporales, Polyporaceae. Gene Ontology annotation, biological process: protein arginylation. Gene Ontology annotation, cellular component: cytoplasm. The coding region runs from base 58 to 1404 and encodes 448 amino acids.
CGAAGUCUCACAACGGUGACCUAGCUCCAGGCGUGCGGCGUCCAAAUCCCCUCAAUCAUGUCCUCGCGAGAGCCACCAACCAUCUUCAGUCCGCUACGACCGCGCAAUUCGACGUGUGGCUACUGCGGAUCUCCAGGAAAGCGCAGCGAGGCCCAAACCAGCUACCAUGCCGCGGAAGGCAUAGCACACGUGAUGGGUUGUCGUGUAUACCAGGAAAUGAUGGAUCGUGGCUGGAGACGGUCAGGCACGUACUACUACAAGCCGGACCUGAGGCGGUCUUGCUGUCCUCAGUACACGAUCAGGUCCAGGGCUCCUUCGGUCCUCGUGCGAUUGAAUCCACUGUCUGAUUACUGUAGUAUUAGGCUAGAUGCUAUUCGGUUCAGACCGUCGAAGAGCCAGCGGAAGCUAAUCAACAGGUUCAAUCGACAUAUAUCUAACGGAGACCAGCAUGACGGAGGCGCUUCCGUGGACAUAUCUGAAGGAACGUCGACGAAAGGAAAGGGGAGAAGGAAGGGAAAAGCGGAACAUGUUUUCAAGCUCGCCGAUGACAUACAUGCUGCCGAACUGCGCUUUCUUAGGGAUGAGACUCCAGCUCACAAAUACGAGGUUACUCUAGAGCCAGCCUCGUUCACUCAAGAGAAAUUUGCUUUAUAUCAGAGCUACCAGAAACAUAUUCAUAAUGAUGACGAUGUUACGCCGGGCGGUUUCACUCGCUUCUUAUGCAAGUCACUGCUUGUGCCGCGACCUAUAACCUAUCUAUCAGGAGCGCCGUCGCACCUCCCCCAAUCAUAUGGAUCGUUCCACCAGUUGCACAGAAUAGACGGGCAGCUCAUUGCGAUGAGCGUGAUAGACGUCGUGCCGAACUGCGUCUCUAGCGUCUACUUCAUGUAUGAGAAGAAAUGGGAGAAGUUCUCCUUGGGCAAGCUGAGCGCGAUGCGAGAAGUGUCCCUCGUGAAGGAGAUGCACGAGGCAGGCCUGACUGAUAUGAAGUUUCUCUACAUGGGCUUCUACAUUCACUCCUGCGUUAAGAUGCGAUACAAAGGCGAAUAUUCGCCUACAUACGUCCUAGACCCCGAGGACUAUACUUGGUUCCCUCUGGAACAGUUCCGGCCCCUCCUUGAUCAGUACCACUACGCGUCCUGUGCCCACCCGGACCGCUGUCUAGAUGCACCUGCUACUGAAGCAUAUCCCCCACAAGAACCCGAAGACGAGGUGCUGGAUAGAGUGCGCGUCAUGGUCGGCUUUGAACAGAAUACUAUCAUUGUAGGAAAUCUCACGGAGUCGGAUGAGUGGAAUGACAAUGGCGGCAGGUUCAAGGAAGCUAUCCUGAGAACACUGAACGGACUCGGCGACAAGUUGGCAGGUGAAAUCUUGCUAGACUUCAGCUAUGACAUUGCGGGGUAA